AUGGCCGGGCUCGUCUUCUGCAACUCCUGCCUGUGCGAGCCCCGCAACCCCACGCCGCGGUUCUGCCUCACCAGCUGCGGCCACGUUUUCUGUGAGGUUUGCCUGCAGAAAGGCAAAAAAGAUGAAUGUUUGGUCUGUAGGAGGGCUUGUCGUACCUUAGUCCUUUCAAAAGAGACAAGUCCUGAUAUUCAAUCACUGUUCAUGCCAAUAGAUGUGUUGAGCAAGAAAUAUUCAAAAGAAAUAUCACAGGUUUCAGAAUUUCAAGAAAAGUAUCGUAAGCGAUUAUUAAAAUACCACAAACAAAAGAUAGCAAAGCUGGAAGAGUCUCUCAAGAAAGUAACACAACAAAUUCAACAGAUACAACGUAUGAAACCUCCUGAAAAAACUACACCACUGCCAUUUUCCAGUACGAGCAGAAAUCCAUCCAUUCCUUCCAGAAAACAGAAUGUUUUUUCUUCAUAUUCUCUUCAUUCAAGUCGUCCUUCCACUUCUGAAACGAUGGAGGCAAUGGAGAUUGAUCCUGUACCUUCACCAAUGAGGAGACUGGAGACACCAACUGGUCCAACAAGACUAUCAGUAAUAACUCCACCACAGGAUGGACGUAUGGGGAGUGUAUCCUACAGGAGUUCUCAGAUAGCUCUAAUAAAGCCAAGUCAGAGUAUUGGAACAGGAUCUACAAGAUCCACCCCUUUGGUGAGAUUACCACAGAGUUCUUGUCCAUCAUCAUCUGGAUCCCAGAGCAGUCAAAGGGGAUCAUGGGCUAAUUCUGAUUUCAGAACCCCUCAGCUGUAUCCAUUUACAUCACCUUCCCCACAGCUGCCUCUGUCAAGGCAGCCAAUCACCCUCUCUGGACUUCUGCAAAGACAACAGGGAUCAACUAAUUUAGGAGGACGUUCAGCAGAGAGAUGAGCAAACAUCUGUGAAUUGUUUUGGUUAAGAAGCAUUUGGAGAAGCACUGCAUAGUCUCUGGAUAUCAAAGUAUUUGUAGCUUCCAUGAUAUGCCAAAUUGGCACAGACCAGCAAGUUAUUCAGCAUGAAUACUGUAUUUAAAACAUCGCUGAUCUUUCUGAUUAACAUCUACUGAAAUUUUAGAUAGGAGUACAAAAUUUUCUUGUUUUUUGAAAUUCUGGCUUCAAAUAUAUUGCAUAAAUAAAAGUCCUUCCUUACCUAAGUGUUAAGGCAAAACGUGA
Messenger RNA from Motacilla alba alba, 1190 nucleotides. It is a transcript of the gene RNF212, whose product is annotated as ring finger protein 212. Gene Ontology annotation, molecular function: SUMO transferase activity. Gene Ontology annotation, cellular component: synaptonemal complex. The record is from RefSeq and is a predicted model, not a curated record. NCBI's taxonomy places the organism in Eukaryota, Metazoa, Chordata, Aves, Passeriformes, Motacillidae. Gene Ontology annotation, biological process: reciprocal meiotic recombination; homologous chromosome pairing at meiosis; protein sumoylation. The transcript has 12 exons. Bases 1 to 909 code for a protein of 302 amino acids.